Colius striatus (speckled mousebird) is the source of this 6025-nucleotide messenger RNA. Its product is annotated as solute carrier family 2, facilitated glucose transporter member 11. The coding region runs from base 712 to 2151 and encodes 479 amino acids. Gene Ontology annotation, cellular component: membrane. The transcript is spliced from 11 exons. The record is from RefSeq and is a predicted model, not a curated record. Gene Ontology annotation, molecular function: hexose transmembrane transporter activity. Gene Ontology annotation, biological process: monosaccharide transmembrane transport. Lineage: Eukaryota; Metazoa; Chordata; Aves; Coliiformes; Coliidae.
GAGUCAUCGCAGCGCCGCGGCCGCGCCGGCACCUCGGCGGCCAUGGGGCGACACGGACGCGCGGGGCCGGGGCUAGGGUGCCCCUCCCGGCAGGGGCAACGCCUCGGGCCCCGAGGGAGCGUCCAGACAGAGCGGCUUUGUCUGCGGCCUGGCUUACUCGGGCCGGCCCGCGGCUAGAGCCGCCGCGCUGCGGUGGGCCGGGCCUCCCGCGCGGCGCCCAAAUCCCCGUCACGUGGAGAGCACCAGCCGCGGCUUUUCUUCGCUCCCUGCGCCGCGGGGAAGCACCGAGCGAGGCUGCAGGCGCGGGGAAGCACCGAGCGAGGCUGCAGGCGCGGGGAAGCACCGAGCGAGGCUGCAGGCGCGAGCUGUCGGGAGGAAUGACAGAGAAGCAUAAGGUAAUCGUUCUCUUGAGCAGGUGAACGCUGCAGCUAGAGGGUGACUAACGGGUAUGUUUUCUGUUCUGACCUGAAGGAAGAAAAUGCAGAUGAUGUUGUAUUAAACACGGGAAACCUUUCUGUAGUUAAUGUAAGGCUUUACUGAAGUUGGGUGUUUCGGUCAUGAAAGACCUGUGAACUAUUGAGAAGAAUCCCAGUGGCUGGAGAUGGAGGGCAAAAAUCUGUCUUUUAAUACAAUAAUAAUUUCAUUUGUUUGGCACCUUUUAUUCCUGUAGUGUAGUUUACUAAAUUUUGCAAAGGAAAACAAAUUGAGCCCAUGCUAAGAAUGGAGUACCAGCCCCUGCUGAGAGGGUCUAACACGCACAGCAAGUUCCCCAGCUGGACCUUGUUUCUGACUGUUUGUGCUGUUGGAAUUGGAGGGACCUUCCAGUAUGGGUAUAAUGUUUCCAUUAUCAAUGCACCCACCCAGCAUAUCCACAAGUUUUUAAAUGAAACCUGGGCUAGUCGUUAUCACAAGGAACUAAAUCCAGAUUUGCUGACUUUUCUUUGGUCUGUCAUUGCUUCUAUAUUUUCACUUGGAGGCCUGUGUGGAGCCCUUAUUGGAGGCAGCAUGGCGAUUCGGCUAGGCAGGAAAGGAGCUCUUUUGAUGAAUAAUUUUAUAGCAAUACUGGCCUCUAUUUUAAUGGGGAUCAGUUUUCCCACAGGAUUGUUUGAGUUACUGAUUGCUGGAAGGUUUUUGAUUGGCAUAAAUUCAGGUAUUGGGCUCUGUGUGCAGCCUCUGUAUCUUGGGGAGGUUGCCCCAAAACAUCUUAGAGGUGCCAUGGCCAUGGGGACUUCCAUCUUUCUGACUGGGGGGAUUCUGACAGGACAAAUAAUUGGUUUGAGGGAAUUGUUAGGUGAAGAAAAGUUUUGGCCUCUGUUGCUAUCCAGCAGCUGCUUCCCAGCAUUUGCCCAACUUUUAUUCCUGCCAUGGUUUCCUGAGAGUCCCAGAUACCUUCUUAUUGACAGAGGUGAUGAACUGAGCUGUGCCAAAGCUUUGAAGCGAUUUCAUGGUUCUUCUGAGUAUCAAAGUGAGAUGGAAGACAUACAACGGGAAUGUUUUGCCUUGGAUGGGGAGAAACCCAAGAAGCCCUGGCAAUUAUUCACUGAUUGUGGUGUGAGAUGGCAGCUCAUCACUGUGAUUGUGCUGACUAUGGGCCAACAGCUCAGUGGGAUAAAUGCUAUUUAUUUCUAUGCAACAUAUAUUUUUGAACAAGCUGGGAUCUCAGCAGAAAAAAUUCCCUAUGUGACACUUGGCACUGGAGCUUGUGAAUGCCUCACAGCCCUCACCUGUGAACUGUACUCAUGGGUGCCAUAUGUCAGCAUGACAUCUAUAUUUGCUUUCAUCUUGAGCUUUGGGUUGGGACCAGGUGGCAUAACAAAUACCCUGACAGCUGAACUAUUUAUACAGUCUUCACGUCCUGCUGCUUACAUGAUAGGAGGGACUGUUAGUUGGAUUAGUUUCUUCACAGUCGGGAUGCUUUUUCCCUUUAUAGUGAAUGGGCUGAAGCAGUAUUGUUUUCUGGUGUUCUUACUGGAGUGUGCCCUAGUUGCUGUUUUCAUCUUCCUUGUACUUCCUGAGACAAAAAAAAAGUCUUUUCUGGAAAUCAAAAAGGAAUUUAACAAGCUUAAUUUUGGAAGAAAUGCCAAACAAAAGGAAACCAAGCUUUAUGAAAGAAGACAACUCCAUGAUGAAUUUUUAAAAAACGAAAUGUAAUUUCAUAGUUGUAACAGAACUUUAAUGAGAAUUAUGAAUAGUGUCUUAUAAACUAGCAGUGUAAUGCCAUGAACAAGUAGCUUGUUAAAUCUUUCUGUGUAUUUAGAGGAAGUUUAAAGGCAAGUUAAUCUUUUUGCAAUGCCAUUAAAACAUACACUGUUUCAAAUGCUAUUAACAAUAUAUUACACUAUAUAUAGAAGAUGUGAUGUUUAGAUACAACAAUGUUGUACGGACAUAGAAAUGCCAAAACGUGUUCAAUGAUUUCCUCCCCUCGGUAGAUUUCUUCAGAUAAUUGAAGUAGCUCUCCUUUUUUUGAAGCUGCUUCUUCAGGUUUGGGUAAUCAAGCAUAUGUUAGUGCUUUACUGCAGAAGUAUUCUGAGGUGUUAAAACCCAAACAAGAACUGACCUAAUGAGAAACUGAUAUUUGAAAUAUAGUAGUUUAAAUGUAAAUUAGGUGAAAAAGGGCAACUUAAUACCCCAAAUAACUUAUUUUAAAAAUUUAAGGACAUUCCUCAUCCAGUCCUAUUACUGUUAGCUCUACAGAGACAGUACAGCACCUAAUACAGUUUAUUAGGGAGACUUGUUUCCCAAAAGGGUACUAAUAAGACAUUUAUAGGGUUUUAGUUUCUAUUUUUUUCCCUAAAAUCACAUCUUAACAUCUUGAACUGUGCAACAGGGUAGAACUACUACUGGUUUUGAAUGUCAGUUCCCAGCAGACACACAAGACUGGGGAAAGCUUGAAAGACCUGUGGGGUUGAACUUUCUGCUUCAUCGCCAACAUUUAAUCCAGGACUCUCUCAAUUUAAAGUACUUCCUAUUUUAGUAGUCAGAAAGUAAGAAAUCCUAGUAACGCAGUAUUUGUGUGCCUCUCUGAUAUUCAUUUCCACACCUGUAACUGCAAGGACACUAGUCCUGGCUUACCUGUUCCAUCUUUUCCUGGUUGUAAGCAUUUCCCGAUUCCAUCUGUUACUUAGUGCUACAGAAAGCACUGAAUGGACUUCUACAUUUAUCUUUCUUCUCUUGGACAUAAAAGUUUUAAAUAAAGAUGUAGGAAGCAAACAGCAUUUUCCUGAUUUUUGGUAACCAAAUCAGCCAUUUAAUUGAAAAUCACGUUAACUCUUAGUGGUAAAGGAGGCAGUAUCAGGAAGGGAUCUUCUUGUUCUUCAGUUUAUCCUUUAAGUUUGCAAAGUAUUUCAUUUUGGCGAGAAGCUUCUUAGCUUCUUGAAGAUCAUCUGAAAUGAAAUAAAACAUUACUAGGUUACAGAGGGAAGACUGAGAUUUGUUUUCAAAAUUAAUCUCAAUAUUUCCAAGACAACACCCAUUUCAGUACUAAGAAGUGCAAGUUGUAAGGACUCAUACACCAUGAAAACCAUAUUAUUUUCACCUGGGCUGAUUUUAUAACACUUCAACUGAGGCCAUCCACAAAACAUGUAAAAAUGUGCAGUUUAGAAAUGGGACGUGAAUAUCCCUCGAUCACUGUUCUGUAAAGUAGUUGUAGUACAGAUGUAGCCACUGGGGAAUUUUAAGUACAUAAGACAAACUGGUGAGUUUUUUGGGUUGGUGGUGGUUUUGUUUGUUUGGUUUUUUUCAAGUAUGGCAGUAAAACCAACUGCCAUCACUGAAAAAUGCAAAAGCUCUGCAGGACUCCAGUAUUGAUAGUGUCAAUUCCAAAACUGAUAUUGAAACAAUUUCUCCUUAAUUAAGUAACUGUAGGGGAAAAGCAGUUUAUCACUUCCUAGCAAGGACAGAUGCAGCACAAUCUUUAGCUCUUGUAGUAGAAAGUGGCAGAUUGUAUGCUGCAGUAUUUUGGAUGUAGGCCUAACCAGCACUACUUCACCUGUGAUGUUUUGGCAUUAUAACACACUACUACAUAAGCCUAACAACAAGGCUGUCAAACACCCAGGAAAGAAAUGUAAAGGUUUCUUCCCCAAGAAGCUAGUCUGGAAUGGCUCAAGCUCUUGUUUAUCAGAUGUUUGUGGAAUAUGGUUAUGUUUGUUAUUGUAAAGGAAUUCCCUAAAGCCAUAGGCUAAAUGGAGCAUCAGGUCUUUUCUUGCCCUACAGCUUCAGUAGUACACAGCAGAAUUGUUCCUGUCUUGACUUGUACUACAAAGAAGAGCACCUGCCACAGUAUGGACAGCUUCAAGUCUGCAGAGUAAGGUCUCCCAAAUGCAAGUUUGAAACCUCAGAAUAGGUGGUAAGUUGCAUUAAGAAAAGAGUCUGUCCUUCUAAGUAUUCUGGGAAACAAACAAACAUCUGCAUUCCCACCUGAAGCAACUGUUUCCCACUGUUUUGAUGCAAACUGAAUUACUUGAACUUUUGAUUUUGACUUUCUUUGUGUGAGGUCCUGAAUUUCCUGAAUGAGCAGAAAGGUCAGUUUAGAAGUAUUUGUUCUAAAUACCAAACAAUGAACACUUGUUUCUGCAGCAUUUCUGUUCCGUAGUUCAGGACGUAUUUGCCAGUAAGAGAGUGUGGGGUUUUUCAACACUUAUAACUGAUAGGUAAGGGGGGUAAAUACAUAGCAGAGAAAUAGCUACCUCUUUCAAAAGCUGCAGUCACCUCUUUGGUCAGCUGUUCUUCUCUAACUGCAAAACAAGUUAUUUAAUUAACUUUUGGUUACAUACUUAGUACUUUUCAUACCACUGCAUUCUGAAUGGCUGCAGUGGGAAACUUAAAUCCUAGACUCACGGUCUUUGAGGAGCCAAGAGAGUUUUUCAUAAUAUUGCUGUCAAUUUUUUUUUAACUACAGUUUCAAACAGAUACAUGUCUUUGUUUAAACAGGUUUAGAGACAGCAAUUUCACUGCAAAGUAAUGGACACUAACUUCCCAGAAACCUAAUUUUGGUGUAUCAGUUUACCCUGCUAUAGUUAAUUUUAUUUUCUUUAGUUUUCAUUCUAGUUAUUCUAAUUGCUUUUGGCACACUACUGUUGUUGCAAAUAAUUAAAUAUACCAAUAAAAAUGUUUUGGGUAUCACCAACAAUAAAGUUGCUUGAUAAACAGUUAAUAAUCACUUAAUACAAUUGUUGCUAAGUUGAAGAGGGUGAAACAUCUGUAUAAAUGAAGCUAUUUAAUGUGAUUAUUACUCAAGCAUUUUAUUAAACUUCAUUUUGAGUGGUUCUUUCUUUUAUAACAGUCUGCUUAGUCUUAAUCUGCUGAAGGUUGAGUAAGUUUCUUUUUAUAGUCAAUAUAUCUUUAUCUAUUUUGCCAUCAGAAUAGGUAGUUAACACAGAUUUUCUCAAGCCAGAUUUGAUGUUUAGAUAGCAGAAAUUGGUAAAGACAAUAUUUUUGGGGGCAAGGGAAACUCUUGGAGUGAGUCAAUUCAAGAUUAAUGCAAGUUAGAGACACAGAAAGAAAAAUGCUGGAAAAAUUAAGAGUCAGAAUACACAUGAAAAAUUAGUUCAGUACAAAACCCUCUAAUCAUAACCUACCUUUAAUUAAAGUUUCAAUUUCUUUAAGGAUAUCCUCAUUUUUAGGCUCUGCUAAUUUCUCAUUAAUUUCCAUGAUCUCUGUGAGAAACACUGAGUCUGCAUCACAGUCUGUCUCUUGUGGAGGCUCUACUCCAUUCAGCUCCAGCUGGUGAAGAAAAUAUGAAUUUGGAAAUAAACAUUCUUACAUCUGUUUAAUUUGAAUUGUUUUCCUGAAUAUGAAGUCUUUUAGUAGUGCUCACUCAGAGUUGUAUCUGAUAGACUUCUGUGAAACGCUGACAAACAAAGUCAGUCUUAUAAUCCAAGUAUACCACAAAAACAGGCAGUUAACCAAAGCAAAGGACUGUAAUGAAGGCUGCCAAGGGUCCAACUGAAAUUUCAAAGGUACAGCCAUGGUAAAACACAAUGUGUGAUACAAAAAAUAAAUUAAUGUAACAUAAGCAGCACAUGGG